GAUUUUUAGAUGAAUGUAGUACUGAGACAUUUGAUAAGAAAAUAGAUGAUUACCUUCGGUGCCUCGAUAUGAUAAGUAGCAGUGAGAAAGGCAAGAGGAAGAAAAAAGCGGACUCUCUUCUUGACCGAUAUAAAAAGGCAAUUGAGAUUGUUGCUAAUUUCUCGAAUUUUCUAUUUAAGGGUACUCGAGUUGAUCAUAAACUGGCACGAAAAUGUGAUAAAGAACGCAUGAAUAAGCAGAUUCUUCUCAACCAACCAGCAUUUACAGAAAUUGCGAGUGGCGGGAACAUCUAUGGUGGAACGAUAAAUAGCGGUAUCAAUUUAUCUAAAAGAAAUAAUGAAGAGGAGGAUAAUGAAGUUCCGGCUAAGCAGACAAAAAGAAAACUGCGCAAAACGAAAAGUGGAAGAAAAAUUCCUGAUUACUGUGAACUUUCCGACAAAAAGGAAAACGAAAUUAAAUCGGAUAUUAAAGAGUCAUUUGAUAAAGAAUAUGGUAAAAUGAAGGAUCAUCUAAAAUGGAAACUCAGCUGUACAGGUCGAGUUGUAGAGGAUAUUUUAUAUGAGUGCAUGUCUGAUUUUACAUCAGAACACUUAAUUCAUUCCUUUACUAUAGACAUAGAUGAUCCAAUAAUCCAAGGAAUCUUUUUUCCUCGGGAAUUGCAAGAAAUUGAGGAAACGAAUGUCAAAGAAGAUCCGGACUUAAGCUCCAAACUUUAUGAAAAUCUGGCACAAAUAAGAAAAAUCAUGAAAGAAAUUGAUCACGAAGAAUACAACUUUGAAGCAGAUACCCUUAAGUAUUCAGUUCACAGCCUAGUACGACAAUAUGAACGUACUCCAAAUACUUUCUCUCUAGACCAUUACGAAGCAUGGUACAACGUUAAUGUCUGGGGUCCCAUUAUCGAUAGAACCUUUGAUAAUAUACCAAAUGUUGAUAUUGCUCGGGGUGAAUCGGCAAGCCUCGCAAGCUCCGAUCGAAAAAACAGAAAUCGUACUAUGGAUACCCGAAAAAAAAUGGGCAGAAAAGGUGAUGCAAUAAUUAGAAAGUUGUCAGGGGGGAUGAAACUUGAAUUUGGAGGUUCCGAAGCCGGAAAACACUACGAGGGACAAGGUGCAACCAA
Molecule: messenger RNA, 1117 nt
Organism: Diversispora eburnea
Lineage: Eukaryota; Fungi; Glomeromycota; Glomeromycetes; Diversisporales; Diversisporaceae
Source: the annotation of a GenBank genome assembly